UUCAGAAUGAAAUCCAGUUAAUUGAAGAUGGACCUUUUGCAAAUGUAUUGAUCCAGACGGAAUGACUCUCUUUGGAUGGAUGCUCGUGGAAAUUGUUUUGGCGGUCAGUAGGAGAGGCUGACCUUUAUUCCAGAGGAAGUUCCCUGCUUUUAGAAGAGUAGAACAGGACUACGCAGCUUUGGGGGAGCCUUCUGUCUUGUCUGUCAGAACAUUGCAAAAAAAACAAAAAAAAAAGUCAGUCGAACCUCCUAACCGGAAAAGUGAGUCACUUGGGCUUUGGCCCUCUUAGAGCCAAUUUCCAAUUGGCCUUCCCUAUUCCACUUGCACAGUGGUGUGGGGGCACCAUGGCUGGCAUGAGACUCCGGGAUCUGGCAUCCUCCGAGUUGUACCGACGCCGGCAGGAUCGGCAGAGCAGCACUGGCUUGUCCCUGAAUGGUGGGGCAGAAACAUCCGGGAUACUUGGUAACAUGUCCGAUGCUCUGGCAAAUGCCACCUGUCAGCGCUGUCAGGCCCGUUUUGACCCGUCCGAAAGGAUUGUGAAUAGCAACGGGGAGCUGUAUCACGAAAAUUGUUUCGUCUGUGCCCAGUGCUUCCGGCAGUUCCCAGAUGGACUCUUCUAUGAGUAUGAAGGUCGAAAAUAUUGUGAACAUGACUUCCAAAUGCUGUUUGCUCCCUGCUGUGGGACAUGUGGUGAAUUUAUUAUUGGCCGUGUCAUCAAAGCGAUGAACAACAACUGGCACCCAGAAUGCUUCCGCUGUGAAUUGUGUGAUGUGGUUCUUGCUGAUCUGGGCUUUGUGAAGAAUGCUGGGAGGCACCUAUGCAGACCCUGUCACAAUCGGGAGAAAGCCAAGGGCCUGGGCAAGUACAUCUGCCAGAAAUGUCAUCUGAUUAUUGAUGAGCAACCUUUGAUGUUCAAGAAUGACUCUUACCAUCCAGAUCACUUCAACUGUACUCAUUGUGGGAAGGAACUGACUGCAGAGGCCAGAGAGCUGAAAGGGGAACUUUACUGCUUGCCUUGCCAUGACAAGAUGGGGAUUCCCAUUUGCGGAGCCUGUCGGAGGCCCAUAGAAGGCCGUGUGGUCAAUGCCCUAGGAAAGCAAUGGCAUGUGGAGCAUUUUGUCUGUGCCAAAUGUGAGAAACCAUUCCUGGGUCAUCGGCACUAUGAGAAGAAGGGCUUGGCAUACUGUGAGACGCAUUACAACCAGCUCUUCGGGGAUGUCUGCUACAACUGCAGCCACGUGAUCGAGGGCGAUGUGGUGUCAGCCCUCAAUAAGGCCUGGUGUGUGAACUGCUUCUCCUGCUCCACCUGCAAUAUUAAACUCACACUGAAGAACAAAUUUGUGGAGUUUGACAUGAAGCCUGUCUGUAAGAAAUGCUAUGAGAAAUUUCCUCUGGAACUGAAGAAAAGGCUGAAGAAACUGUCUGAACUGGCCUCCAGGAAAGCUCAUCCCAAGUCUGUGGACUCAAAUUCUUUCUGAGGCCUCUGCUUGGAUUCUGUCCACAGCAUUGAAGGGCUGAUCUCUUCUUCCCUGUCUGCUCCUCACCUGUGUUCUUUCUUUCCUCUUCCUUUUCUUCUCCCCUUUCUAUUUCUUUUGCUUUCUCCUCUCUUCCCCCUUUCCUCCACAUUUGUCAUCCUCUUCCUGAAGUCUCUCACACACACCGCCUGGGGCUCUGAAGCACUGAGAGCACUCACUGCAGCAGAACCUGUUGAAGGUUGCAAAAACAGAGGAAAAGAGAGGAUCUAGGAUGGGGAUGAAACCUGUAUACCCCACUCCUAUAGUCCACUGCUCCUUUGCUACUAAAACAAAUCUCUGGCAUCCCCCACCUGUAGUUUCUGUGACCCUCUUAGAGUUUUCUAGCCACAACCAGUUUGAAUUUGAACCACCCAGUAAAUAGGAAAAAAAUUAAAAUCUCCUUGAUGUUUAGAAGUGCUCCAGACACAGUGAGGCCCUCAUUUAUGGACCUGACUGUGAAUCCUUUGGGAGUCACAGCUCUUUUUUUUUUUUUUUUUUCAUUUGUUGAGAGAUCUUGUGGCUCAAUGGGCAAUGACCUUCCCAUUCCCCUUCUACAAGUUCUCUCUCCCUGGUCUCAUUACCAUCUCACUGUGUUCUUUUCUUCCUUUAGGGCAAAGUUUCUUGACUUGAUUUUAGGACUUUAAUGGGAAUGGGGAAAAAUGGUAUCUUUCCUGCCCCAUAUAAUUAGUUUCCUCUGUGAUCCUACAUAUUUUAUGCUUUUAAAACCAUAAUUCUGCAGAGGGGUCUUUAGGUUUCACCAGACCCCCAAAAGGGUCCAUGACAUAAAAAAUAUGAAGAUCCUCUGCUUUAGGGCCACAUGAGACUGUUCAAAUAUCUUAUCCCUAUCUAUGAUGAGGUGGCUUUUUCACUCCCACAUGCUUGGCCUCCUUGCAGCUGGUAUGGCCCAGUUGGAUUUGGUUUAAUUAAACAAGUCUUCAUUAAGAAUGCAGAGUCCUGUGCUAGAGAUUAUAGUGGGGCCAAGGGAAGGGAAAAUGACUGUCUCCUAUCUAUAUAUUGCUCUAAAGUCUCCAUUACAACAUCCGUGGGAGAAGACCUAGUCCUUUCCCUUAAGGAGAUCACAAUCCAGUUGGGGAAACAAGACUUGAACUCCUAGGGAAUUUAGGAAACUGUAAUUUCUAACAUAGAUAAAGAAAUGAAGGCUGUAAACCACAGGUGUUCUAGGAAUGCAGCAGACCACACCCCUCUGCCCCCCAGAAUGGUCAGAAAGAAGGAAGCCGGACCUGGCUGGGCCUGGCAGGAUGGAUAAGUGUUGGAGAGGUGAAGAAGUAGAGAGCUGAUGUUGAAAGUGAAAGGAAUAAGAGUGGACCCAGUCUUCAGAAGUGUGCCAUGAUGAAAGGCUAGGUCAUUGGAAAUCUGGGUGCCUGGGCCAGAAAAAAAAUCAUAGUAGGUCCAAAAGAUGGCUUUCUUCUAUAAGAUCAUGCUUUAGAGCGGGGAGUUAUUGUUAAACUAUUCUUACCAGGCCCUUUGCCUGUUCACUUGGCAGGGUCUUAGAUGAUAAGUGGAAAUCUGGGAAGGAAGAAAUGAACCAGAGUGAAAAUACAGAGUAGAUGGAAUGAAGAGAACCAACUGUAUUCCUUCCCAAAUUUCCACUUAUCACAGGGAGAAGUUAGAUAGUUUAUCUUCCCCUGGAAUUUCAGUGGCUUUAGCCAGGCCCUACAGUGGGGUGUGAAGCAAGUGAAUCUGGCAGGAGGGAGACAGGGAAGAGCAAGAGAAAAGAAGAUGAUGUCUGUAGGAUUGACAGAAACCAUCAACUGCCAAGACCUUAGUGAGUACCUCUGUGUCUAGCAUUAUCCCCAAAGGUUGCUUGCCAGAAGAGAGUGGGAGAAUAAAUGGACAACCCAAGGAUAGACUCAUCUGACCCCAAAUAUGAACCCCCCUGUAUUGGGGACAGGGGCCCUUCCCUUUCCCAUAUAGCUCAGCACCAGGCUAUCACAGAGUAUCAUUAGAGAAAGAUAGAGCUGAGGGGGACCUUAGAGAUCAUCCAAUCCAGGCCCUUUGCUUGACAGAUGAGUAAAAUGAGGCACAGAGAGAGGAAAAACUUGCUUAAGGUUACAAGGGAACUCAAACUCAGGUCUUCUUACUCCAAACCUGGCCCACUUUGCUAUAUGCCACACUGCCUCACUGUACCGACUUCAUGAUGAAACUGGCUAUCUGAACCUUUUACCUUUUAUAAUUUAGGAUCCCUAUUUAUUAUUAUUAUUUGCAAUUGGACAUCACAUAGGAUGGAAAGAAUUCCUAUGCACUGAGUCACAAAGCCUAAUCUACUUGGAGAACCUAGACUAGCAAUGCACAUCUCAGCACUUAUAGACCGAACACAUGAAAUGGUUUCUUAUUCUUCCUUCCAACCAAUUAGGUCAGGAUAGCUGUCAGUGGAUCGGAUUCAGGAUCAUUUCCUGAUAAAUGGGUCUUCUCUGGUCAGAGAGAAGACUUGCAGAUUCCUCGAAUGGUAGAUUUAAAGAAGCCUUAUGCACCAUCUUAUUCAUCCUCAUUUUACAGGUGAGGAAGCUGAGGCCUGGAGAAAGUGAAGUCACUCCUCCAGGAUCCCAUAUCUAGUUAGGACCAGAAUCAGGUCUAGAACCCAGGGCUCUUGAUUCCCAGUCCACUGUUCUUUCCACUGCACAGCACUGCUGUCAUUCAUCCUCAUGUCUAGAUUGGAGUAAGAGAGAUUAUUAGACACUGAGAAAGGCCAUAGCCCAGCCUCAUGGAUGCUCUUGUGUUGAGGUUGACCUUGUAUGAGUGCAUGGUCACAAGGAUAGCAGAAAGACCAUUUCCAUCGAGUCCUGGGUGGUAGAUCCCUUUGGAAAUGUUGGUUUGAGGCUACUGAACCCAAAAGCACUACUGUAAUCCUGUAUGUAUCAGUGUUACCUAUCAACCACAAUACAUGAGAUAUAUUGUAAUUCAUUUUCAUUGCUUUGCACAAUAAAGAUUUACAAGAAUAAA
Molecule: messenger RNA, 4475 nt
Organism: Gracilinanus agilis (Agile Gracile Mouse Opossum)
Lineage: Eukaryota; Metazoa; Chordata; Mammalia; Didelphimorphia; Didelphidae
Gene: LIMS2
Product: LIM zinc finger domain containing 2
Exons: 10
Coding region: 345-1478 (377 amino acids)
Biological process (GO): cell-cell junction organization; positive regulation of substrate adhesion-dependent cell spreading; positive regulation of integrin-mediated signaling pathway
Cellular component (GO): cell-cell junction; cytoplasm; focal adhesion
Source: RefSeq, a predicted model, not a curated record